Rotaria sordida is the source of this 207-nucleotide messenger RNA. The record is from the annotation of a GenBank genome assembly. NCBI's taxonomy places the organism in Eukaryota, Metazoa, Rotifera, Eurotatoria, Philodinida, Philodinidae.
AUGAGUCCAGAAGCAUUAUUUGAUAGAAAAUUUUCAACAAAAAGUAAUGUAUGGUCAUAUUCUAUAUUAACAUGGGAAAUAAUGACAUAUGGUGGUACACCAUAUACAUCUAUAGCUGCAGAAAAUAUGUUUGAUUAUUUACGAGAUGGUAAUCGUAUGAGUCAACCAGUUAAUUGUCCAAAUGAAAUUUUAGAAAAUGAUGAGUAA